Messenger RNA from Peronospora belbahrii, 1083 nucleotides. The record is from the annotation of a GenBank genome assembly. NCBI's taxonomy places the organism in Eukaryota, Oomycota, Peronosporomycetes, Peronosporales, Peronosporaceae.
AUGGCGAACAAGCGGCAACUACGUAGCGAAGAGGAUGUAGAGACGUCAACGGCGCUAACGCCGAUGGAAGACACGCAGCUAGCCAAGCGCUCACGUGUGACAGAAAUCGUAUGUGCAGACUCUACUGUUGUCACAUCGAAGCGUGUUGAAGACCGGACGUCGGGACUCAUGGCGUCAACAAUGCUGCUCACGGGCCAUAGCGCCGCAGUAUACUCUUUAAAGUUCAGUCCGUCGGGACAGCAUUUGGCAUCGUCCUCGUUUGAUCGCAGUAUUUUGCUCUGGGAUGUGUAUGGAGAAUGUCGCAAUUACAGUGAGCUGAGAGGUCACAAGAAUGCAGUACUAGAGGUGCAAUGGACCUAUGACAGUGCACAGGUGGUAUCCGCUUCGGCUGACAAGACGCUGGGGCUUUGGGACGCUGAAAGUGGCAAUCGCAUCAAGAAGUUUAUGGGUCACUCAUCUGUAGUCAAUAGCUGCUGUCCUGUGACCAGUGGCCCUACACUCAUUGUAAGUGGCAGCGAUGACUGCACUACCAAGCUGUGGGACGUCCGAUCAAAGCGCGCUGUAAAGUCUUUCGAGAACAAGUUUGAGGUGACGGCCGUUUGCUUUACAGCUGACAAUUCUCAUGUGGUUGCUGGAGGAUUAGAUGGAGAUAUCAAGUUGUGGGAUCUCCGGAAAGACGAAGUGACCACGGUGUUGCAAGGGCAUGCGGACAUUGUGACCAGCGUAAGUCUCAGUCCAGAUGGAAGCUACUUACUGUCCAAUGCAAUGGAUUCGACGGUGAGAAAGUGGGAUGUUCGGCCUUUUGUCACAGGAGAGCGUCUGAAGAUGACAUUCAUGGGUGCCAAGCACAGCUUCGACCGCACACUCAUUCGCUGUGGCUGGUCGGCCGACAUGCAAUUCGUAGCAAGUGGGUCCGCUGACCGCUAUGUGUACAUUUGGGAUGCCGUGACGGGUAACCUACGCUACCACUUACCAGGUCACACAGGCAGUGUGAAUGAGGCUUCUUUCCACCCUACAGAGCUCAUUGUGGGCUCUUGUAGCAGUGAUAAGAACAUUUACCUAGGAGAGCUGGCGGAGAUGUAG